Molecule: messenger RNA, 4722 nt
Organism: Cydia pomonella (codling moth)
Lineage: Eukaryota; Metazoa; Arthropoda; Insecta; Lepidoptera; Tortricidae
Gene: slv
Product: sugar transporter SWEET1
Exons: 5
Coding region: 147-806 (219 amino acids)
Biological process (GO): carbohydrate transport
Cellular component (GO): membrane
Molecular function (GO): sugar transmembrane transporter activity
Source: RefSeq, a predicted model, not a curated record
UCAGUGUCACAUCGCAGACUGUCAAGUGACGAUGUCAUAGCGAUAUCACUAACAUUAUCACGGUUAAAGUUAUUUUCUCAGUUUUCAAAUUAUGAGUGCGUAGGAAUGUAUAUUUUAACGUUAAUUAUAAUUUUUAGAUAAUAAAUAUGGCUUUGUCUGAAUUCAAGGAACUUAUAAGCGGCUUAGCCGUUGUUACAACAGUACUGAAUUUUUUAGCAGGAAUGUUGGUGUGCAAACAAUAUGUGGUCAAUAGAUCUACAGCCGAAGCAUCACCACUGCCUUUUCUUACCGGUAUUCUCGCAUCAGCCUUGUGGCUCAUGUAUGGCAUCACCAAAAACGAUAAUAAGAUAAUACUAGUGAACACAAUAGGAAUAACACUUAUGACAUUGUAUUCUCUUGUGUUCUAUAUGUAUACGUACAAGAAAUCUACGACAUUUAAGCAGAUGGUCUUUACGAUGGGCUUGCUUGUUUCAUCUGUAGGAUAUUUAAGAUUUGAGGAGGAUAAAGAAAUUCUUCUUGGCCGACUGGGAACAGUUGCAUGCCUCGUCACACUGCUGGCGAUAGCUGCUCCAAUGAGCAAGCUUUUCUAUGUGUUAAAAGUGAAGAGCACAGAAUGUCUCCCAUUCCCUAUGAUACUCAUGUCUUUCUUCGUGUCAAGUCUUUGGUUCCUGUAUGGUGUUAUAGAGGAAGAUAAUUAUUUAAUUCUACCAAAUAUUGUCGGCGCGGGCCUUUCGGUGUUCCAGCUUUCGCUGUUCGCCGUCUUCCCCCGGACGCCUGCCCUCUUGCCUAAGAGCGUGUUAGCGUAAUCUACAGACUUACAGGCUAAUGAAUACCCGUUGUGCUGAGAAUUAUGUAAGUUAACCUAUGUUUUACUAGUAGGUUAGGGCAUUACUAUGUCCGUGUUGGCUGUUGCUUAGCGACUAUGAUGCACUUCAUAUAUAAAGCAUUCAGCAUACAUAAAGUACUAUUCUUUAGUACCAGAAAAAAAGACAGGCUAUUUUAAAUUGUUACGUAUUGAAAGAUUUGUGAAAUAUUGAACUCCGUUAUAGACCGCGAGCCAGGAGCAUAUAUCGUCAGUCAUCGCCUCCCGGCUGAUAAUUUGUCAGAUGGUACUUUAGAUGCUAUUUUAAAUAACAAACCGUCAGCCGGUUGUAUCGCGAUGGAAAGACCGUCAGCUGUAAAAUAAACAUGUAAAAAAUACGCGCCUUACCUUACCUUAUACGCAACGUGUAAAUUAUGUAAUCCGAUUAUGGCGUUUCAGGCGUUUCACCUGAUGAAAUGCUACAUACAAAGUUUCAUGAUUUGUUAUUGCUAUCAUAAAAAGGUAAAGCGCUUAUUUUUUACAUGUUCAUGCGACCAGCUGACGCUCUUACCACCGCGAUUUAACCGGCUCACGAUUUUUUUAACAAUAGCAUCUGAAUUAUCAUCUGACCAAGCAUCAAACGGGAGGCGAUGACAAUUUUUUUACGUGUUUCGGUGACAGCUAUUCCUCACCCCACCAACGGAGCGGCAGCUGACGUCCACGAGGGUUCAUCAUACAUAGCCGUUAACCACUAUACGAGUUUUCGCCCGGGAGGCGAUUGGUCAUGGAAAUCUGCUCCUGGCACGCGGUCUAUUAGAAUUGCCAAUAUAAUUGCUAGAUUUUAUAUUUCGAAAUCAAAUGUUUUGAAAGAAAAUGUGCCUAACUAUUAACCCUUUGACCGCCAAAGACGUUAACGGACAUGCUCUGCUACAGCCCAAUAUCAACCUUCGUGCAUUCCGACAAGGUUCACAAUAACGUGCUGCGCACGACGGAUGUGGCGUUCAAAGGGUUGAUUCUAGGAAAGGGGACGACCGCUUCUCCUUACAAACGUAGUUACUAUUUUUGUCUUUGGAUAUUAACAUUUAUAUAUGCUUACACAAUUUGAUGUUUAUUGACCAUAUGGUAUGGCCCUUCGUUGGAUUUUUUUCGAUUUUUUGAUUAUUACCUAACAAGAGUUAGGAGCAAUAAACAAAUUCCAUACAAAUUUUUAAAUACUCCUGGCUCUUAAAAUUAUUAAAAAACCGGACAAACGCGAGUCGGACUAGCCCAUCGAGGGUUCCGUACUUUUUAGUAUUUGUUAUUAUAGCGGCAACAGAUAUACAUCUGUGAAAUUUCAAUUGCUUGUGCUCAUGAACCGUGAUACUAGCUAUCGCGUGAUAUAGCAGCCUGGUGACAGACAGACGGACGGACGGACAGCGGAGUCUUAUUAAUAGGGUUCCGUUUUACCCUUUGGGUACGGAACCCUAAAAAGUUACGCUAACGAAGGCGGUCGUCCACUUUCUUCUUAAAGGGUUACGCAUUUAAGUUCAUUGUCGUAUAUAAAACGACUUUUUAGGUAGUAGUAAAAAAACUGUUUUUAAAGAUCUCUGGUUCUGAUCAAGCAGGUAUAAUUUGUUACUUGUGGAAUAUCCGUAGUUUUUAAUUCUAAUUUAUACAUGUUUAUUAUUGUCAGUUAAUAUUUAUAUGUCCAUGACAUAACAUACAGUAUUGUUUAAUUGUAUGUAAAAAAGUUUUGGUAAGAUCUGUACGGCCACCACCAGUUUAACAGUGACAUAUUCGCUAGCGUGUGCGUAAAUUACUUUCUGUGUAUCUCGCUCGUACGCGCAUAUCAGUGCGAGCAAGAUGUAUAGAAAGUAAGUUACGCAGACGACAGCGAAUAUGUCAGUUCUACGCUGCUAUGGCAGUCGUGGUAAGGCUACUUACUGAGUGAUCUGUAUUCCAGUUAAUACUAAUAUAAUAGGAUUAUAAUAAUGUGUAAUAAAAUAAAAUGUCAAUUAUACAGAGAGUGUAUAAAUAAUGAUUAUUUUUGUGUGAUUUGAUAAUUUGACGAAUCAUUGAAAUAUUUUUUUAUCCAAGUUUAUUAAACUUUAUGUACAGGGUGGGCAAAUAAGAAGUAUACUUUUUGUUUUUAAAUUUUAACUAUAUCAAGUUCAAAGAUUAUUAAGUAUUAAAAAAAAUAUUAUUAAGGAUUGGAAAAUACAUGCGGAACAUAAUGUCUAACUUAAACAGCAGGCAAAUGUAAGCCCUUAUCAUCGCAAUUUUCAGCAUAUUUUCGUAAAUUUAGGGCGUUAUCUUAGUAAAUUUGUGUCAGAUAGUCGGUUUAACUGUUUAAAUUUCAUCAGCUUGUUAGCAUAAACACAUAAUUUUAGAUAUCCACAAAAAUAAAUCAGGAGCUGCAAAAUCUGGGAAAUUUGGGUGCCAAUCACUGUCACUUUUACUCGAAAUGAAUCGAGCAAAGGCAGCAAACAACGUAUUUUAAACAACACAAGCGUUUGAGAAAGAUUUGCUUGCUGCUAGAGGUAGACAUUUGGCAGAAAUUAUCUUCCGUAUACAAUUGCCAACCCUGAAUAAUAUAUUUAUGAAAUAAUAUUUACUAAAUUUAGCACUUAAUAUAAUCAAAAUUUAUAAAAAAGUGUAUCACUCUUAUUUGCCCACCCUGUAUGUGUCAACAUAGAGAGUGCUAGUUUAGUUUAGGUAAUAUAUAUUUGUGUAUUUUAGAUCAACUACCUUAACUGUUUUAAUUUUUGAUAAAUUACCAAUAUAUAAAAUCAAUAAAAAAACUAGGUGUGAGAUAUAGACAUAGAUAUACACAUACAUACCAAACAUUAAAUGUAUGCUUGUAUCUGUGCCUGUAUAUCUAUGGUUUUCUGUAGUAAUUAUAAAUUAUUAAAUUAUCAUGUAGUAAAAGUAAUAAAUACAUAUAGUCUGUCAAGCUAUUUCGGUCAGUAGAAAAAAGCGAUACAUUUAAAAAAUGUAGGCGCGAAGGGUUAUCGUCCCAUAGAAAAUUUUAAUUUCGUGCCUUUUUCUACUGACAAAGUUGUUUGACCGGCAAUACGUACAAAUUAAAUUACUUUACUAGAAUAUUACUUUACUUACUUGACUAGAAUAUUAUUUUACUGUGGUGCUAUAUCAUAUUCUUAGUGUGUUAUUUCGACCAAUCGCAUCGAAAACACUACUAGGUUCCAAAAUUAAAAUAGCUGUCGUGGCUGAAACAGCCGCCAAGCCGAAGUGGGAAAACCUUUAUUAUUUAUUUAGAUAAAUUAUCUAGAUGAAGAUAACUGACCUCGUUUGUUAUUGAAGUAAGCUUGUAAAGUUAGACCCCGGAUUCUUGUCGCGAUGACGUUACAAUAGGGCAAUUUGGGAAGUAAAUAGGACGGUGGCACAAAAUGAUACAUAAAGAAUAAGAUAAGCUAAAAUAUGUAUUCAUAUCACCGGGGGGGGGGAAAAUACGGUUUUUAACCGAAUAAAUUUUAAUAUAUCACAAUUAUAUUUGCCCAAUGCAUUGAUCAAUAUAAUUUUUUGGUAUAUUACUGAAAAACUUAAAUUUCUACGUUAAACUAGUUUUUGAUGAAAAAGAAAUGAUCGGCUGAAUAAUCGUUUCCUUCCACUGUUCCAUUCAGGACAUGUAACAGUUGAUCACAAUGUAAUAUAUAAGAAUUAACUUUAUCAAAUUUUAGGCAUAUUAAAAAUGUUCUUGCCGCUCUGCCAGACUGUAAAUAAGAAUAAAUAGAUAAUGAACAGUCGCAUAAACUCCUAAAAAACAUAAUAACAAUCUUUAUUAUUUGGGACAUUUAAAAUAGUGCUUAAUGUUCACAUUUUCUAUAGUGUAUGCCUCAAUAAAUAACAGAACAGCCAAAUUAUGUAAUUCAGGUCAUUGUCCCUGUUAACUGUUACAAUUUUAAAAUAAAAUUCUGAAGUUA